Messenger RNA from Dibothriocephalus latus, 807 nucleotides. The record is from the annotation of a GenBank genome assembly. Lineage: Eukaryota; Metazoa; Platyhelminthes; Cestoda; Diphyllobothriidea; Diphyllobothriidae.
UUGCAAGUAGUGAGUAACAACUAUUUUGUACUUUUAGUGUCCACAGUGGGCAACGGUGUCAUCAGCUCCGACAGCGAAUACUCCUCCUCCUCCUCCUCUUCAACUGACAGCCAUGACUUCACUGCUGAAUCAGAAGAUUUAGAAACAUUGUGCGAGAAAGCCCUCGAUGCAGCUAUUCAAUAUGUGCCCCAAUACGGUUGGAGCCGUGCAGCGCUGGAGGCAGCGUGUUCAGCUAAAAACCUCCCUCCAGGAUUACACUCCCUUGCUAUGCCUAGGGGUGGCAUCGACCUGGUAACACACUUCUUCGAGUCUCGGAAUCAUCUGCUGGCCGAGGAAUUAGCACGCUGGCGUGCUGAGGACUCCGGCAGUGGAACGUCUUCCUCGCAAACUGUUCCUCCUAACAGUUUCGGCUUCAAGGCACCCCCUCCGUUUGCUACCAAGGCGGAGACGGACGCCUUCCUGCGUCGUGCUAUCCAGUACCGUCUUCGGUUAAUCGAGGAAGUACUGCCCUACUGGCCGCAAGCCAUGGGUCUCCUCUCUCUCCCACCGAAUGUGCCUGCAGCUAUCGCCCUCGAGGCCCAACUGGUAGAUGAGAUCUGGGCACAGGCCGGCGAUCGUUCUGUUGACAUGAACUGGUACGCUAAACGCCUCGGACUGGCCUAUGUGUACAAGCUGACUGAGCUGUUCUUCAUUCAGGACAAGUCGCCGGACCAUGCAGAUUCCUGGGCCUUCCUUGAUCGACGUAUCACCGACCUGCGUUGCAUGAAGGAGGCAAAGGUUAAACGGAAGCUCAACAGAGAUAUAUAG